Molecule: messenger RNA, 1143 nt
Organism: Entamoeba nuttalli P19
Lineage: Eukaryota; Evosea; Mastigamoebida; Endamoebidae
Exons: 1
Coding region: 1-1143 (380 amino acids)
Source: RefSeq, a predicted model, not a curated record
AUGAUGAAAGCAGUUACUCAACUUAUUUGGGGAAAUGAAGAAGAAGAAGUUCCUAAUGAAAUUUAUAGAAAUAUUCAAGUUAUUCCAAAAGAGGCACAAAUAUAUUUCCCAGUUGUGUUUGAUGAAGUAAGAUUGAGAUAUUAUAAAGAGACAACAACAAAACUCUUUUCAAGUAAUAUUCAAAUAGAAGAUGAUAUUUUAUUUAUUGUUCCUGAUCAUAAACUUAAAUCAAAUGAGUUACAUUAUAUUGAAUCGGUUAUUGAACGUAGUGUUCCAUAUGUUGAAAGUAUUCAAUUGGUUAAUAUAAAUAAUGCAGAUAAUGCAUUUUAUAAUUAUUUACUCCCUCUUUAUCUUGAAAACAAAUUUCAUGCUCAAUUUGUUAUUGACCAACAAAAUAAGAGAAUUAUUUUUCAACAAGAAAAUGAAUGUAAUAAAGAAGGCAUUAUAAAAUAUAUUAAUUCUUUAAAUGUAAAACCAUUAAAAAUUAAUUAUACAUUUGAUAAUGAACAAUUUCAUUCAUUUGCAAUAAACGACUUUAUUUCAUUUGAGAAUUUUAAAACACAAUAUUCAUUUGAAAUACCAAUACAAACUUGUUUAACAUUUGUAUUGAGAAAGUACAGUUCUUUCAUUAAAAGAGAAAUGAAAAGGUAUUGUGUUGUAGCUCAAAAUCCAGAAAUGAUGAAAGGAAAUUAUCAAUUAGGAGAUAGUUAUAUCACUUGCUAUACUUUUAAUUCUUUAGUAAAAGACAUGUUCCUUAAUGUACUUAAUAGAUAUUGUGAACAAGUACAAAACACAACACUUUCUUAUUCAUUUGAUUAUAGUUAUAUUAAGAAAUUAUGUAAAUCAUUUAACAUACAACACCAAAAUGAAACAGUUGCAAUUAGGUGUAUUAAUUCAAGUGAUUCUAAAUCUAAAUGUGUUUCAAUGAUUUAUAUCGAACAGAGUCAAUUUGAAAAAUAUUUUUUAAUUGUCAAAAGAAUGGCUGAAGAACAUAAAACAUAUCCUUUAGAUUCUAUUCAAUUAACAAACGAACAACAAAAUUAUUUUAUUCAGAAAGGGGUAAUUUUUGAUAAAGAGUCACAUUUAAUUCAUUCAUUCUCAAGACAAACUUCUUCUGAGCUAAGUGUAUAUGAAAAUAAAUAA